Pecten maximus is the source of this 3987-nucleotide messenger RNA. RefSeq names its product E3 ubiquitin-protein ligase TRIM71-like. Lineage: Eukaryota; Metazoa; Mollusca; Bivalvia; Pectinida; Pectinidae. Gene Ontology annotation, molecular function: zinc ion binding. The record is from RefSeq and is a predicted model, not a curated record.
AUAGAGUACGGGGCACGGAUGGACCACGCCCCUCAGCUGCCUAUAGGCACAGAUUAGGGUUCCUAGGAGGAGGACGUUUGGUGGUGAGUACAGUCACAUGUCUAGUGUGGAUUAUAAUUAGCUCCAACAUGUCUAAAAUGAACGACCCACUACAGUGUGGACUGUGCUUAAAACGCCACAGAGAUCCAAGGAUUCUAACCUGCUUUCACAGUUUCUGUCGGGAAUGUAUAGAAAAGCUUAUAUCAACCAAGAAAUACAAGGUGUCUUUCCCCUGCCCCCUAUGCCAGACGGAAAUAGGGAUCCCUAAGGCAGGGACAAAGGCAUAUCCCGAAAACUUUUACAUCCGGGCCAUUCAGGCAACUGCUGCAUUCUCAACCAUCUCUAUGUGCGACACCUGUGAUAAAACAAAGGAGGAAAGCGCGAGCUCAAGAUGUUUGGAAUGCGAAUGUAACUAUUGUGGCACAUGUACAGCCCGUCAUUUGGAAUCCGAUACAACGAAGGAACAUCAUAUUAUAGAACUAUGCAAACCGCAGUCAAAGACGAUAACGAAUUUGACUCAUAAAUCGUUUUGCGAAAAACAUAAAAAUGAAGAGACAAAAUUUUACUGUAUGUUAUGCGAGAUACCGGUUUGUAAGGAAUGCGUAUCGAAGGUGUCUGACCACAAAGGGCAUCGUUAUAAGAGUAUCGCGGAAGGCGCUAAAGAAAAGAAAGAUACCAUAUCUCCAAUUAUCAAGAGCAUGCACGAGUAUUUGCCAAUCCUUGAGGAGUAUCUGGAGGAAAUCAAAUCAUCAAAGAAGAUGCUCGGAGAUUAUGCUUCCGAUAGCAUCAAAGAGAUCAAAGCAAGAUGUCAGAUGUUACAUGACGAGAUAGAAAAGAUUAGUAAAUCGUUGGAGGAACAAGUGCAGAAGAGCGAAGAGAAGGAGAACCAGAGACUGGACAAACACAUCCAGAUGAUAGAGAGACUGCUGAAAUCUCUCUCAUACACGACAGGUUCGACUGAGGAUAUCGCCAACCUCGCCAGCGACAGCGAGUUCGUCAUGAUCUGUGCCAAACUGCAAAACAGGUUUAAGAGGAUAAACCAAGAGGUUCCAUCUUCAGGUCUCAUCAGUUGUGAGAGCAGCAACUUCCACUCUGGUGAUAUGCAGGGCAAGAACUUGUUUGAAAUGAUCGGGUAUUGUGAUGAAAGUGAUGUCAAAAUGCCGCUGCUGCCCAUUCCGUGGGGUCUCCGAAUGGCGUUGACCUUUGAAGUGACUCUCAUGUACAGUUUUAAGGUUUCCGACGCCAUGGAUACCAUACACGCAAUAGCGCCUGUGUCUGAAAAGGAAGCGUGGAUAUGUUGUGGAUGGGGAACCAACAAAAUGGAGCUGUGGACCAGGGAAGGAGAAAAGAAGAACACAGCAACGCUACCUAUACAAGUUGACGACAUAUGCGUAAAGCCAAACGGUGAAAUCCUAGUGUCCAGCUACGACGGCAAGAAGGUUGUCAAACUGGACAGUGACCUCAAGCCAACUGACUUUGUACAGCUUAAUUGGUAUCCAGGCGGGAUGACCUUCACCAAGAAGAAAGAGCUGCUUGUGUGUGCUGUGGACAGUUACGUCACAACUCGUUCUAACUCGUCACGUCGCAUGGUGAUACGAAUAAAAGAGGAUGGCACAGUGUUGGAUCAGAUAGAAGAUAACGGCUUCAAUGAAGUGUUCUGUGCCCCCUAUCGGCUGUAUGAGAAUAUGAUCGGGGACAUCUGCGUGACGGACCGGGAGGAAACCAAUGUCAGAGUUACAAGUCUAACGAUGGAAGGCGUCAUAAAGCAAACGUACACGGGACCUAAAGAGAUGGUCACAAAGAAGCCCUUCAAUCCGUUUGGUGUCGUAUCAGACAAAUAUGGUCAUGUGAUCGUGUCUGACUGGAGUAACCACGCAGUACAUAUUCUAGAUAUAAGUGGUCAAUUCAUAGGCUUCUUACUCACCGAGAAAAAUGGCAUUCGAGGUCCGAACGCGCUCGCGCUGGACAAGGAAGGCCAUCUUUGGGUAGGCGAUACAAAAUCGACAGUUUGGGUUUUCCAGUAUCGACGGAAGGCUGAUGACCACAGUUCGUCUAACUCAUCAGCAUGACUCUAGUGCAAUAUAGUGAGAGUCAUGUCAUUCGGAUGUGUUGUGAAAGUCAUUCGGCGGUGCUGUUUAAUAGUUGUUGAAGCCGCGUGCAAUUCUUCAUAGACAUUUCAUUAUAGUGUGGCUUUUCCUCUGACGGACUAUCUGUGUGUGAAUCCUGUAUGGACGAAGAAACAUGUUUAAAAGUUAUGGAUAUAAUAGACAACAUUAGUGCGACACUGAUCGUUAUAUCCAUUAGUCAUUGGAUAGUGGGUUACAACUAUUGGUGUGUAAAAUACAACUAAACCAAGGACACGUUAGAACGUAUAGAUUUUAACACUUGUGUCGGAGUAUACACAUAUUCCUCAACUUCACAGGGAAAUAUGUGAAAAAUUAUAGUUUUAAACAUUCUUAAAAGUCGAGAUAACUGUCAUGUAUAUCCUCCGUCAUGCAUUGAUAUAUUCUUUUUUAUUAAGACACUUUCCAACAGAAAUAGGUUUUUUUUACAAAUGUCCGUAAGCUGAUAACUUGUUGUAGCCAUGUAUUAAGCCGCUUGGCAGUACACGUGUCUGCGAGGCCAAAACAUAAACUGGGCUGUUAAACUGUCCAUUGUCUUACCCCCAAAUCCUGAUAAAUAUCACAACUUUAUAAGAUAGGGGCGAACAAUGCUUUCCAUACCUUGGUAUGUGUAUGUGUAUACCACUUUAUAAGGAAUAUUGCGCAAAGAUCUAUCAGCUUUCGGAGUAAAGUGAAACAUUUAAAAUUCAAUACAAAUUAAACUAACUUUAUAAAAUCUCAUUAUUUUCUCCCGUUUCAGAACUUAUCUCUGAAAAUCUUACGAACAUUUAAAACGUAUAAUCAAAAAAGAAGUAAUGUCUUUUUAGAUAAAAGACUAAAAUUGUUCUGAUUUGCCAUCAAGCUGACCAGGUUUUGAACAGCUGAGCGUUUUUAAACCCUUUGAGAAUAGCGUGGAACUAUACGAUCGGCAAUCGAUACCCCUGGUUGAGAACCCUGGUGAUUGGAAUUCUAUAGAUGUGAGAACAGACUGGAAAUAGUGUUCAGUGUUAUACCUACCUUAAACUACAGAUGUAUACAUAACUCUGAUUACAUGGCACUAACUUGCUCAUGGAAAGAGCUUAUAACACAGGGGUGUGACAGAUCCCCACACAACGUUCUUUGUUCGUGCUGCAAUGGUAUGAAGUAUCACGGGUGGGGAUGUGUGCCACCCCCAUAGCCUGUGUAUCGCACGCCGAAUGGACAAUAUUUUCCACCCAAACUCGCUUCCGGUUCCUGUGCUCUCUAUAGAUGAUUCGAAUUAUGCUGAACACCUUACGUAUAUGAAUUGUUGAUAACAAAGCGUCUGUAUCCUCUUUUUGAUUUACACAGACCAGCAUAUGGAAUAGUCCUUAUAUUUAUUUCCACUUUGAUUCUACACAAAAGAAAAAAAUAUUGACUUCCGGCGGAUGUACAUUAAUUCCCAGUGAAUUUGUGUGAUUAUUCGUGUUAGCUAUUGUGUUGUAUGUAAUCUAGUGUAUUCGUAUUGAUUAUGAGUGUGUAGUGUGUUAAUGCAUUAUGGUGGAAGAUGAUGUCAUACAUCAUUGUUCAUUAAAACACUAUUCAAACCUGACUGAACUGACUUCCGGUGGUUGUGUUUGGUUUUAUAUUUGAAUCGUCACAGCAAAACGCUGCGCUGCCUCUUUAACUGACUACGGUAACACCAUAAAAUAGAGGAUACAAAUGGACAUGUUUAGGUGUUAAUUGUAUUAAUCGUCUUGCUUGGAUUUUUUGAAGUCGAUUAUACCGACAAUCGUGUGAAUUGCUAGAGGUUUAAUUCCUUGAAUUCAAGAUUAAAUGCUACUUUCUCUUGUUUAACAGGAUUUGUGUCAAUAAAAAUAACAUUAAA